CGCUCCAGGGCAUCCAUCCCCACGCUCGAAGAAAACAGAGGCGAGGCAGAGCUCUUUCCUGGCGGCGGCCGACGGCAAGACGACUCGCCCCAAAUCCCCAAAUCAAAUCGUCCCUGGCGGCGGCCGACGGCCACGGCGGGUCCUUGCGGAGGGGGUGGCAGAAGGCGGAGGGCCCGUUCCUUCCGGCGGAGGGGGCGGCGGAAGGCGGAGGGCGCGUUCCUUGCGGCAGCGGCGGCCGUGUCCCUUGCGGCGAUGGUGGCAGCGCGGCUGCGUGGGGGAGGGGACGCAGGAGCGGCCGCGAUAGCAGACAGGCGCCCGCCGCGUGGUCAACGUACCUAGGCUGCUGCAACAGGCGCCUAGGGUUCCUUCUUCCCCAACCAGCUUUGAAGGAGACGCCCAAGCUCGCGAGAUCUCGCUCUCAUAGGCUUCAACCCGAAAAGAUAGAGUAUGGAUAAGAGUUGGAUGAGGUUGCCUGAUAGGUUUUCAAGCGAUUACGUUUCAGGGGUGAAUGCAUUCAUUGAUUUUGCUUGUCAACAUAACAACGGCAAUGAUAAGAUGCGUUGCCCUUGUGAAACUUGUAUGAAUAUAAGUCAGCAGAGUGUUAGUCAAGUUCGAACCCAUUUGUUAUUGUAUGGUAUACAAACUUCGUACACAAAAUGGGUAUUCCAUGGAGAACAAGUUAGCAAUGAUGAAGACCAAGUUGAUGAGUCACUUGAAGAUGAGGAAGAUGUUGAUGAUUUUGAUGGAUUUGAUAUGGUCCAAGAUCUGCUAGGAGAUAUCCAUAGAGCCACGGUUGGGGUUGACGAGCAAGAUAACCAUAAUCCUGCUGGAGGUAGCAUUCCGGAGCCCAAUGAGUCAUCAACCAGAUUUGACGGCUUGCUCAGAAGUGCACAACGUGAGCUGUACCCGGGCUGCAAAGGUCACUCGGUGCUAUCCUUUGUUUUAAAGCUGGUACACCUCAAAGAUCUUAACCAUUGGAGCAACAAAUCUUUUGACAUGUUACUCAAGCUUCAGAAGGAGGCUUUGCCAGCCGGUAACCCGCUUCCAGCCACGUACUACGAAGCAAAGAAGAUGCUGAGAGAUCUAGGGCUAGGUUAUGAAAGUAUUGAUGCUUGCAAAAAUGAUUGUGUUCUAUUCUGGAAGGAGCAUGAGGACAAGGACGAGUGCCCAGUUUGCAAGGAAUCGAGGUGGAAGACACAAAAGGGCAAGGGGAAGCGAGUACCUCAGAAAGUGUUGCGCUACUUUCCCUUAAUCCCUAGAUUACAACGGCUGUUCAUGAACAAGGAAAUAGCUUCAGAUUUGCGUUAUCAUAGGGAUAAGAGAGUUGUCGAACCAAAUGUGUUGAGGGGUCCUCCGGAUGGCGAUGCUUGGAAACAUAUGGAUAAGAAAUAUCCCUGGCUGGAUGAAGACCCUCGCCAUUUGCGGCUCGGGGUUGGCACCGAUGGUUUCAAUCCAUUUGGAAUUAUGAGUAGCUCAUAUAGUGUGUGGCCUGUCAUUGUAGUUGUGUAUAACUUGCCUCCAUGGAGAAGCAUGAAAGAGCCCUUCCUGCUCAUGACAUUAUUGAUCCCUGGGAAGAAGUCACCAGGAAGGGACAUUGAUGUGUAUUUGAGGCCACUGGUAGAAGAACUAAAGCAAUUAUUUAAUCCAGGAGUUGUUACUUUCGACGCUGUUGAAGGAGGUACUUUCAAUAUGCGUGCAGUAUUGCUAUGGACUAUUCACGACCUUCCAGCACUAGCUUCAAAGUUAGAUCAUCUCCAGGGCUUCAAAUACGGAAAACAUCCUGGAAAUAAGAAAAAGAAGGCAUCUUCAAAGGACAUGCCAGGGAAAAAUUUCACAAAGAUGAGCAUCUUGUUUGAGCUACCAUAUUGGAAGGAUCUGAAAUUGCCACACAAUCUUGAUGUCAUGCACAUUGAAAAGAACAUUUGUGAGAGCUUAUUUGGGACUUUAUUAAACAUAGAUGGCAAGUCCAAGGACACACUUAAGACCCGCAAGGACUUAGAAGACAUGAAUAUCAGAGCAGAUCUACACUUGAAUGAUACGGGAAGUAGCAUAGAAAAGCAUCAUGCAUGGUACACAUUAACCAGAGAUGAGAAACUUGAGUUUCUGCAAUUUCUAGAAUCUAUUUGCUUCCCAGAUGGAUUUGCUGCAAAUAUAUCAAAAGGUAUAAGUAAAGAUGGGAAAAUAACUGGGCUGAAGACACACGACUACCAUAUUCUUCUUCAGAGAAUACUCCCGAUUGGAAUGCGAGGAUUUCUGCACAAAGAUAUCUGUGAUGCACUUCUGCAGCUUGGUAGUUUUUUCCGCCAAUUAUGCUCCAAGACAUUGAAGCUGGAUAUCUUGGAUAAGUUGGAACAACAAAUAGUAAUUGUAUUGUGCAAACUAGAAAUGAUUCUCCCACCUGCAUUCUUUGAUAUUAGCGUGCACUUAGCAGUGCAUCUACCACAGCAAGCAAGGCUUGGAGGUCCUGUACAAUACAGAUGGAUGUUCUUCAUUGAAAGGUUCCUUGGUACUUUGAAAGGCAUGGUGAGCAAUAGGGCACACCCAGAGGGUUCAAUUGCUGAAGCUUAUGUUAUGAAGGAGUGCUCAACAUGCUGCUCCAUGUAUCUACAUGGAAUUGAGACAAGGUUCAAUAGACAAGAGCGGAAUUUUGAUGGGGAGAGACAACCACUUGAUCGUUUCUCGUUAGAAACUCAUCCCUCGACAUUUCUUUCUAGUGAGCAUGAGGAUGCCCUACUGGCUGAAGGUGCGGAUAAUAUUGAAAAUAGGCAACAUGAACAGUUUGGUUCAUGGCUGCGCCAAAGAGUGAUCAAUCUGCGCAACCAAGGAGCAUCCCUAGUGUCUGACUGUUUGUAUGCGUUGGCAAUUGGACCGCAUAAGAGAGUACACAAAUUCUUAGGAUGCAUUGUUGGUGGUGUUAGAUUCUUGACAAAGGAGCGUGAAGAUGGUCGUAAAAGUCAGAAUAGUGGUGUGUGCACAGAGGGCCAACAUAAGGGGCAAAAUAUCACAUAUUAUGGUAUUCUUAAAAAUAUAUAUGUCCUGAAUUACCCCAAUGAUCGACAUGUUGCUUUAUUUGAGUGUGAAUGGUAUGAUUUAGAGAGUAACAAGCCUGUGAGGAUCGAUGACGACUUUGUUAGUGUUAAUAUAGGAAGCAAGUGGUACCAAGAUGACUCCUUUGUACUAGCUAGUCAAGUGAGCCAAGUCUUCUAUGUACGUGAUACAAAAUUGAAGGGAGAUUGGCUAGUUGUGCAGAAGGCUCCGCAUCGCCAUCUUUUCGAUCCAGAGGUUUGGAAUCAAGUCAAUGAAGAUGAUGCUAGCGAAGAUAUUGCAUUUCAAGAGGAGGAAGCUACCAAUGUUUCCAUCGAUGAAACUUUUGAAGGCAAUGUCUCGUGUCGACAUGAUGUUGCACCAGAAAUUGUUACUGAUCCAAAAGAGUUGGCAUCUUUGAAGGAGAGCCAUGUCUCUCAGGAUAAUUUUGAAGAGGAACCAGAAUGGGACCUGGACGAACAGUUCGCCCACCAAGGAAUGCCCCACAAUCUCAAGGUCAACAUUCUGGGACUUAAGUUCAAUCUUGAUUUCACCCAAGAUCAUAUCAAAGGCUGUGUGGAUCUGCUAUUCUCUUCAAGCUACAAAAGUUUCCGUCACAAGUGUUAUGAACAUUAUGUAAAAUCUGGUGAUGAUGCUAGAAGCAAUCCAUAUCCUCCCCUUAUUGAUAAUAGAGUUGGAGACUGGAUUUGUCUCUGUGAUCAUUUUGAAACAGAAGAAUUUAAGAAACGGUCCACAAUUGGGAAGGCUAACCGCUCAAACCUACCUUAUGUUCACAAGAAGGGAACAAAGUCAUUUGUAGCGGUUCAACAUGAAUUAAAUUGUGGCGAUAUCAGACUAUACAAGGAGUGUUACUCUAGUGAUAAGAAGGGAUGGGCAUCAGAAGAUGCCAGGAAUAAACAUGAAGAAAUGUUGCAGAAGCAAAAGGAACCCAUAGAGGAGGGUGAAGUACCUUUAACAGAGCAACAGAUUUGCGAGCAUGUGCUUGGUAAGGCAUAUGGUUACAUCAGAGGUCGGGGUCAUGGACCAAAACCAAAUAGAAGGGCUUACUCAAGCGCAUCAAGCUCAACUCAGCAUGUAGUGGAAGAAUUGGCCUCUACAAAGGAGAUUGUUGCUACACAACAAACUCAAAUUGAGGCUCAACAAUCUCAACUUGAAGCUCAACAGAAGAAGAUCGAUUGGCUACAAAAUGUCGUGUCUAACUUGGUUGGCAUUUCACCUCCUAUGGACGGCACUACUGCAACAAGGCUAGGUUUCACAACUGAGCGGCCAAUGCCAUCUGACGGAAUAGGUUCGCUGAUGUCUAACACUGUACAAAGGAUGUCAAGUUUUCCAAGAUCAUUUGCAAGUCAUUUGAGGCCAGGAUAUAGACCUACUCCAACUUCUUCUGAUGGAAAUGGCUCUCUGGUGUCGGAUGGAGGGUCUAGGUAUUCAUGAUCAGUGCUACCUUCAUUUUAUGUUGGAGAUGACCUUGGAGGAGCAGCGGAAAGCAAUACUCGAGCUAAAGACCGAGAAGAGAAAACUAUUGCCUCUGCAUUUCUUGCACAUCUAGUAGACUAUGUUGGAUCUAAAGAAAAUUCAGUGUACAAAUGCUAAAUGUAAUGUUUGGAUCAUAUUGGGGUUUACUGAUUGGAUCAUAUGUUCAGAUCAGUACUAAAGAUGGUACUGUACUUUGCAAAUGCUAGAGUGGUAUUUCCUACUUGCGAAACAAAAUUCAGAUUAGCAUGUAAUGUUUGGAUCUUAAGUGUACAAAUGUUGAUUAUGAACUUCUUAUUGUCAAAUGUCUAAAAUUCUGAGAUUUCUUGCA
Molecule: messenger RNA, 4849 nt
Organism: Triticum aestivum (bread wheat)
Lineage: Eukaryota; Viridiplantae; Streptophyta; Magnoliopsida; Poales; Poaceae
Exons: 15
Coding region: 448-4479 (1343 amino acids)
Source: RefSeq, a predicted model, not a curated record